Messenger RNA from Perca fluviatilis (European perch), 3746 nucleotides. Its product is annotated as ATP-binding cassette sub-family D member 2-like. The transcript is spliced from 10 exons. Gene Ontology annotation, molecular function: ATP hydrolysis activity; long-chain fatty acid transmembrane transporter activity; ATP binding. Gene Ontology annotation, cellular component: peroxisomal membrane. Gene Ontology annotation, biological process: very long-chain fatty acid catabolic process; fatty acid beta-oxidation; peroxisome organization. Lineage: Eukaryota; Metazoa; Chordata; Actinopteri; Perciformes; Percidae. The coding region runs from base 137 to 2350 and encodes 737 amino acids. The record is from RefSeq and is a predicted model, not a curated record.
UGUAGCGGUACAUGUAUCGGGCUCGCUUCAUAUCAACCACCAGAAGUCAUUCUCUUUGUGCAUGUCGACGCGGUGAGUCGGGUUUGGGGAUGGGUGUUAUUAGGAUUGACAGCAGAGACGACUAACGUUUGAAAAAAUGUCCAACAUCCUCGAUGCGGCGUCCAAAAUCAAAUGGGACCGCACGGCUGCGGCGAAGCGAGCCGUGUUUCUUGCGGCUGCUGCUUACGGUAUCAAAACACUGUACCCCAUAAUCUGCAAGCAGCUCAGCAAAAACAAAGAUCCGAGGAAUCAUCGCCGGGUUUCAAAGGCGGAAAACGGCUCCACCUGUCUGGUAAAGACACAGACCUGUGCUGCGAAUCACAAGAAGACAUCUCCUGGGUUAAAUGCGGAAUUUUUCAAGCAGAUCCUCGCACUUGGUAAAAUCCUCUUCCCCAAGCUAGUGUCCAAAGAGCUCGGUUUGCUCUCCUUGCACUCGGUGGCGCUGAUAUCCAGGACGUUUCUGUCUAUUUACGUGGCCAGCUUGGACGGAAAGAUUGUCAAAACGAUAGUGGAGAAGGAGCCCAAGAGCUUCAUCAUCCAGCUGAUGAAAUGGCUCCUCAUUGCCAUCCCGGCCACGUUCGUCAACAGCGCCAUUCGGUACCUGGAGUGCAAGCUGGCUCUGGCCUUCCGCACCCGCCUGGUGAACCAUGCCUACCGGACCUACUUCACCGAUCAGACCUACUACCGAGUCAGCAACAUGGACGGGAGGCUCGCCAACCCGGACCAGUCUCUCACCGAGGACGUAAUGAUGUUUUCCCAGUCGGUGGCCCACCUCUAUUCUAACCUCACCAAGCCAAUACUGGACGUGAUGCUGACUUCCUACACGCUGAUACAGACCGCCAGGUCCAGGGGGGCCAACGCCAGUGGGCCUACCCUGCUGGCCGGCCUGGUGGUCUUUGUCACGGCUAAAGUCCUGCGUGCCUGCUCGCCCAAAUUCGGCAAGCUUGUGGCCGAGGAGGCUCACAGGAAAGGCUACCUGCGCUAUGUACAUUCCAGGAUCAUUGCAAAUGCUGAGGAAAUAGCUUUCUACAGGGGACACAAGGUGGAGAUGCGUCAGCUGCAGAAGUGCUACCAGGCUCUGGCGGACCAGAUGAACCUGAUCCUGUCCAAGCGUCUCUGGUACAUCAUGGUCGAGCAGUUCCUCAUGAAGUACGUGUGGAGCUGCAGCGGGCUCGUCAUGGUGGCCGUGCCCAUCAUCACAGCAACCGGCUUCGCUGACAACAAAACAGCAGACGGGCGCACGCAUGUGAUGGUAAGCGAGAGGACGGAGGCUUUCACCACCGCCCGUAACCUCUUAGCCUCAGGAGCCGACGCCAUCGAAAGGAUCAUGUCCUCCUACAAAGAGAUCACAGAGCUGGCAGGCUACACUGCACGGGUCCACAACAUGUUUGUGGUGUUUGAGGACGUCCAGAAGGGUGUUUACAAGCGCUCCUCUCUGUCAGCCACAACAGGAGCAGAGAAGAAGAGCAAGCCUGAGAUGCACAUAGAUGGACCACUGGAGAUAAAGGGUGAAGUGAUAGAUGUGGACAACGGCAUCGUGUGUGAGAAUGUCCCAAUUAUUACGCCGAAUGGGGAUGUCGUAGUGUCUUGCCUGAACCUCAAGGUGGAAGAGGGCAUGCACCUAUUGAUCACGGGGCCUAACGGCUGUGGGAAAAGCUCUCUGUUCAGGAUCCUCAGCGGCUUGUGGCCUGUCUACGGCGGCCGCCUACACAAACCCUCUCCUCAACACAUGUUCUACAUCCCUCAGAGGCCAUACAUGUCCAUGGGUUCACUGCGGGACCAAGUGAUCUACCCGGACUCGGUGGAGGACAUGGCGGCCAGAGGCCUCAGUGACAAGGACAUAGACUCCAUCUUGGACAUAGUCAACCUCAAUCAUAUUGUCACCAGAGAGGGAGGCUGGGAUGCUGAGCUGGACUGGAAGGACGUGCUGUCAGGAGGCGAGAAGCAGAGGAUGGGCAUGGCUCGGAUGUUCUACCACAAGCCUAAAUAUGCGCUGUUGGAUGAGUGCACCAGCGCUGUGAGCAUCGACGUGGAGGGGAAGAUUUUCCAGGCUGCUAAGGAUGCUGGCAUCUCUCUGCUCUCCAUCACACACCGACCCUCCCUGUGGAAGUACCACACCCACCUGCUGCAGUUCGACGGCGAGGGAGGCUGGCGCUUCGAGCAUCUGGACACGGCGACGCGCCUCUCCCUCACCGAGGAGAAACAGCGGCUGGAGGGCCAGCUCGCCGGCAUUCCCGAGAUGCAGCAUCGCCUCAACGAGCUCUGCAAGAUCCUGGGAGACGACUCUGUACUCAAAACAGCCGAGGAGUGAGAGAGAGAGAGAGAGAGAGGGGGGGGAAGAGAAGAAGUGGGGGAGGAGGAGAAGAGUGUGGGAGACGAAGAGGCAAUGAAAGAAUGAGAAAUCUGUAGGGGUUUGUUAGUGUGUAGUUUUUUUCAGGCUUAGUUUUUGUCGUUGCUGCUUGUUUUUGCUCCGAGCCUCUCCCGUUAAAGCAAGAGAGCUCUUAAUGCCAGCCAGUCUUUCAGCUCUCCUUUCUCCACUCCCUCUUCUUUUAAUCUCUCCUUCGCCCCACUCCAACCCGAGAAGUGGAGGGGGGGAGGAGAGUGAAUUCACAAGUAUUAUCCCCCCCCCCCCUUCUUACGCACAUUGACUGCAUUGUAGAUUUGGAAUGUUUGGUUUUAGCGUACAUCAUUCUCAAAAUCAAUUUGCCACCGGCCAAAGUGGCAAAACGGAUCAAAUCCAAAUUAACCAAGAUAAUUUAUAUGUUUUAUAGCACUUUACUCUGCUUUUAGAGGGCUGUUUCUGUUUGUUGUGAAACAAGGUGAUAGCUGCAUUUUAGCUGGAAAACUUUUAAUAUAGAACCACUUAAAAACAUGUCCGAAGCAGUAUUCCACGCCCAGUAUACUGGGUUGUGCAGGAUCCACAUUUGUCAUACUUCAGCAGCAGUAGAUUUGAGCUUUUACUUGACUUAAUGUGACCUCCUUAGUUGCCAGAGGUCAAAAUAGACUAUUUUUCAAGCUAUCACAAUAUGCCUUUGUUUGAUUUUGUGUAUCUAGCCGCAGUACAAUCCCUUUCCUUAUACCUCAUCUUAGCCCUUGUUAGGACUCCUUGAACCACUAAUAUAGGCUCCGUUGCAGACAGCAAAGAAAAAGAGCCCAUCUGGGGCUAUAAUUAGAUGAUUAGUGAUGCACGUCUGACUCCAGAACUAUUAGGUUUCUGGUUUAUUGAACAAAUACAAUGAGCUAAAGAGGCCCUCUGCAAAAAGAAGAGAAAGCAGAAAGCAAGCUGACCCUGGUAGUCUGGUCUAUGAAAAGUCUCAUAUAUAUACUGUAAAAGGAUGGACAGGUAGACAUUCAGACUAACUGUCAGAUACACAUACACACACUGGCCACCUGUUCAACAAAUUUGGUUAUCUGUAUGCCUGCUGGGAAUCUGCUUUGUCAGCAGUUCUCUGUGGCUCCUUCUGAGCCUGUUUAGAUGCAAAUAAUCGCAUGAUGGCACUGGACAAUGGGCUACAAUACAUUAUUCUAAUUUACUUAUCCCUCGUGUUGUCUUCCCAUCGACCUGCAACUUUGUUUUUCUGAGUCAAACUUUUAAAUGAAAAACCUUUUAUCAACGUUUUGGUCGUCUUUUUUGACAAUUUUGUGGCUUCCCCCGGUGUUUUUGUCACUUUUUUCAACGUUUGUCGACCUUUUCUGAGCCUUUGAAG